Molecule: messenger RNA, 1239 nt
Organism: Durusdinium trenchii
Lineage: Eukaryota; Dinophyceae; Suessiales; Symbiodiniaceae
Source: the annotation of a GenBank genome assembly
AUGGACGGCCAUUUCGCCCUGCCCAGCGGAGACAAACAGACUUCGUGCAGCUGCCUGGGAGGACGACUCCUGAACCCAUCCAUGACUCACUUGGAAUUCACAGCGACUUAUGGCCACAUCAUGGGCGCCUCGCGAGCGCUUGAUGUCCGCGAGCGCUUGACCGACUUGGAUUCGCAGGCGCCUUUCGAAGAGAUCCACUUGGACGUCUCUUCCUACGGCUCACACGGACCAAACGUCUCACCCCUGCAACAGCUCCUACACCCCCUGCAGCGCAGACUGGCGCGGCGGACGCGAGUUUGGUUGCAGCAGGGCGUGUUCAGCUUCGCCUCCUUGGCAGAGCUUUUGCAGAGCUGCUAUCAACAGCUUUUGGCCAAAGCAAGACGAGAAGGGUGGCUGCUGGAGGAGCUCUCGGUGCUGCCCCGCCUGACAGGCGAAGGUCGAUGCCGGACGGAAGGUGCUUGCAUCGAGGACUAUGUGGCGCUCGGCGGCACCUUCGAUCGCUUACACGAAGGCCACAAGGUGCUCCUGAGUUGUGCAGCCGCGAUGGCCACUCGAGGUUUGGUGGUUGGAAUCUCUGGAGAGCCCUUGCUGCGCGAGAAGGCCUCUGCGAGUCUCCUGCAGAGUUGGGGCGAGCGUGCGCGGGAGGUAGCAGCGUUCCUUGCACUGCAGCAGCCCAUGCUCUCAGUGCGGCUGGAGGAGCUGCAAGAUCCCUUUGGCCCAUCUCUGUGGCCUCAGUUGAGAGCCUUGGUCGUUUCGGUUGAAACCGCCACGGGCGCGCAGAGCAUCAACGUGGAGCGGCGCCGCCUAGGGCGGACGGAUCUGGAGAUUUGGGUGGUGCCCUUGGUGGGAGGACAAGGCGAAGGGAAGUUGAGCAGCAGCGGUUUGCGCGCGGACGCUGAGCUGCUCAUGGCAUUUGAUGAGUGCUGGGCACGUGCGCAGCCGGAUCUUUCAGGAGCUGGCAGCGGAGGACGCUGGGCCAAGUUGGUUCCCACUCUAGCGAAGAUCGCUGGAAGAGAACUGCUGGAAAGGCCCGAGCGCCAGCGCCAGCGCUGCCUGCAGCGCCUCACCGAGCCGCUGGACCCCGAGACCGGCCUGGCUAGGUGCCUGGAGCUGCUCAGUGUGGCAGUUGGUGGACAAACUCUGGAACUUUUGAAGGUCCUAGCAGAUGAGUUGCACUGGUCCGAGGAUCGAGAGCAGGGGAUUCGAAGAAAGCUGACCGCACCAUGCUCCCGCAUUUGA